GCAAGCCGCCUUGACUGGCUAGCGCGGCAAUAUUGCGGGGAGGGGCUCGGAAAUCACAAGGUAAGCAAAAGAUGACUGCCACCCAGUCACAAACAGUCGCAAAAUGCCUUAGUCACAGACAAAAUGUCCUCAACUGGAAAGAUGUUGGUCAGGUUGGUGUUUAUCUUGUGUUUGGUGCUUGUGCUUAUCACGGAUUACUCUGGAAUCGUGCAUAAGUUGAUUGGUGGCACCAAGUCCGAGGAAAAUGUGUCACCCAGACCUACAAACCCUGGAUAUGGCGACUCCAAGACUGAUAUUGAUAUUGACGCUGAUAUAGAGGAAGAGUCCGUCAAACAUUUGGGUACACAAACCGCUAAGUCAAAGAUAAUGAAAACAAUAAAAAAAGCGUGCCUGCCAAAACUGAUCUGUGAACUAACUGCGACUCCACAAAAAGAAAAACUGACAGAUUCAGAAAAGUCUCUUCUGAACCUUUUGAGAGAUACCACCAUCAGCACAACUGCCGAAGUGACAUCCAAAUACCAUUUUGCUGCUCAUAUGGGUCAACUUAUAAGCGGUGUAGACAGCAAUGGUUGCCAUAACUUCUAUCCUGGCUGUCCUUUUCCUGGAUUCCAAGUACUCCAGAUGAUGAAAAAGGAAGCUAAUGACGACGUAAAUCCUCAGGAAUACGAUGUUACGAUGUCUAAUUUCCUAUCUACCUCAUUGAUGUAUAGCUGGGAGUUUCAUUAAUACAACAAUGUUUGGGGAUAAGUCACUUGGAAGAAAGUUUCAUUAUAUCUCGUGGACUGAACACGAGGCAUACUUUGUAAAUUUGAAAUUUUCCAACAAACAUAAAUACAGCUGUUAUACCGAG
Acanthoscelides obtectus is the source of this 850-nucleotide messenger RNA. NCBI's taxonomy places the organism in Eukaryota, Metazoa, Arthropoda, Insecta, Coleoptera, Chrysomelidae. The record is from the annotation of a GenBank genome assembly.